CAUUGAGCGAGCAGUGUGUUCAGUUCGCUCUCUGAGUUUGUAUUGAGAAAUAGGACUGCUCUCACAGAUGCACUUAAUCAGUUUGGAUGAACAAUUCAACCGGUGGAAUACAUGGAUUUGAUAUAAAAAAGAAUGGCUGAUUGAAUUGAAUCAUUUAGAUCUAUUGAUAUGCUUUAUUGAUCUGAGAAUAACAUUACCGGGAUAGAUGAGACGGAGCAAUAUAACCACAAAUCGUCUUCUAUUUUCGUUUAACUACUUAGCCAAACUACGUAGACCUUACCAGAUAAAAUGUUCAAUGUGGAUGUACUGUGAUGACAAAACAAAGGAUUUACUCGCUCUAUAAAUGAAAACAUAAAAGACGGCAGAUUUCAUAAGGAAUGCAAGUAUUGUAUGAGGUACGGUUCUCUCGCCUCGGCUUAAUUUAGUCACAGCUGCAUUUGAAAUGUCAUGUAGUUUCUCAGGUGUGGCUUGUUGUGCUUGUUGCAGACUAGAUCACCUCAUCCAUCGGCUUGAGUAAUGCACAAUUAAUAGAGCUACGUGACUAAGGAUUAAAAGGGGAAUAUCUAGAUCUAGAAACGCAUACGCAAGUACUCUAACACAAACGGAAACAUUUUCUUGCUUUUGAUGGAUAUCAUGCUUUCAUUAUACGAAUUGGCAAACAAAGAAUUAAUGCAUUCAUUGUAUCAAUAUUAGAAUGUUAUGGUUUUGCUUUUUUAGCAAAUAACGUAAUUGAAUGGAUUAAUAACGAUUUGUACUUAGACCAAUUGUUAUAUACCAUUCGAUAACCGCAAACUCAUUAAGCGAUACUCAAUGUUUAGACGACUGUAGACGUCGUAUCGUGGACAGAAUGCUUCAAUGAAAUAUAUAUGUACAAAUGGUAUGAUAUGAAAAUUUAGGAUAACAUUACAAUUAUACACAACUCUAAAAUAUGGGUUGCCAACAAACUAAAACUAAAGUAAUCGAACCGGGGACAAAACAAAAUGGUGCUCAAAAUGGGGGAGGAGAUUUGAACGAACCAGCAGCCCCUCCACCUACCGACGACAGGCUCCCUUUGAACGCUAGGCAAAUCUUUAGGCUCCAAAAGUCAUGGAAGGCCAUCAAACGCAACAUGGAAGACACGGGCGUAGAAAUGUUUAUACAAUUAUUCAAGAACAAGGCGUUUCUUCUGGAUAUGUUCAAAAACUUUAAGGACCUAAAAGACUUUGAUGAAAUGCGUCAAGAUGAGUCGCUCGCCAGGCAUGCAGUCUACGUGAUGGGAAUAGUGGAUGAUGCAAUCACGAAACUACAUGACUUCGAUUAUGUUGCAGAGCUCAUUACUAACACUGCUGUAUCUCACGCAAGAUUCCUCAACUUCAAGGCAGAAUAUUUCUGGUACUUAGAAGGCCCAUUCCUCAAGGCAGUAAGCUAUACCCUUCAGGACAGAUACACGGAUCAAAUAGCUGAAAUAUACACUAUAGCUCUCAAAUUUAUAUUACAAGUUUGCGUUGACUCCUACAUUGCUGCAGUUCCCGCAGCAACAACAGACGAUACAACUAUUGACAUGAAUAAUCAAAUGGAUGAGUUAAACAAUAUAGAAGAACAAACGAUAGUAGCAGUAUCAUGAGAUAUGUUUAAUAAUGUAUAUAAAGGAAACACAUAUGGAAUUUUAGAUAUGUACGUGUAGCAUUGUUUUCAUGAAGAUGAAGGGAUGGUAAAGAGGAAAUAGUGAUACAUACCGUAAAUGUGGAUUAGUGUCACGUUGCCAUGCGUUGCUGCAGCACACCAUGGUAUAAUUGAUCAUGAUAGAAAGUGCCUCGGAGUGAAUGUAAAAUUUGAUUACAUUGGAUUAUUACGUUUCACUAAAUUCCCAUCGGUUAUCUAAUUUGUGUUAGAAAUGGAAACAUUGAGGCUGAAACGUACAAACAAGGCCUACAAAGGGAAGAUGUAAUACACUGCAUUGGUAUAAAGAGACAUACAUUCAAUCGUACAUACUGAGAUUUUUAUUAGACCUGAAUUACUAGAAUAGUAAGCGUGUGAUAAAUAGUAUGAAAAUCGAGUCAGAUCAAACGCUUCUCUUGAAUCAGGUUUACACGUUUAUUAAUGUGUAGGUAUCGUUUUUUAG
Messenger RNA from Owenia fusiformis, 2101 nucleotides. The record is from the annotation of a GenBank genome assembly. Lineage: Eukaryota; Metazoa; Annelida; Polychaeta; Sabellida; Oweniidae.